Molecule: messenger RNA, 1396 nt
Organism: Manacus vitellinus (golden-collared manakin)
Lineage: Eukaryota; Metazoa; Chordata; Aves; Passeriformes; Pipridae
Product: gamma-aminobutyric acid receptor subunit pi-like
Exons: 10
Coding region: 71-1396 (441 amino acids)
Biological process (GO): chemical synaptic transmission; regulation of membrane potential; signal transduction
Cellular component (GO): membrane; GABA-A receptor complex; neuron projection
Molecular function (GO): neurotransmitter receptor activity; GABA-A receptor activity; extracellular ligand-gated monoatomic ion channel activity
Source: RefSeq, a predicted model, not a curated record
GCGGAGCUCCCGCCGCGGGGCCGCGGCCCCGGCUCAGGAGCCACAAGAACUUCUGAAACAACUUGUGACAAUGUAUAGUCUUAAGUGCUGCAGUCUGAGAGCCCUUUUUCUAUUGAUCCUCUAUAGGUCAAUGCAAGUUCCUGAAGCUGAAGGAAAAAGUGAAAUUCUACCUCCAACUAUACAAAAAAUAAUAAAAGGAUACAACAAGUAUCUACGUCCAUUUUUUGAUAAUGGUCCUGUGUCAGUUGGAAUGAGUAUGGAUAUUGCAAGCAUUGAUACAAUAUCAGAAAUAAAUAUGGACUACACAGCUACCAUAUUUCUAAGGCAGCGAUGGACUGAUGAGAGACUUUGUUUCGAUGGUAAUAAGAGUUUAAGCUUAGAUGGUCGGCUUGUGGAAAUGCUUUGGGUACCAGAUACAUUCAUAGUGGAUUCAAAAAGGUCUUUUCUUCAUGAUGUCACUGUUGAGAAUCGUCUUAUAAGAAUAUACCCUAAUGGAACAGUCUUGUAUGCUAUACGGAUCACCACAACCGUAUCAUGCAGCAUGGAUCUGACUAAAUAUCCAAUGGAUAAACAGACAUGUACUUUGCAACUGGAAAGCUGGGGUUAUAACAUCAAUGAUGUCAUGUUUUACUGGACCAGAGGAAAUGAUUCAGUUCGAGGUUUGGACACACUCCGGCUGGCACAAUACACAGUAGAAGACCACUUUACCUCCGUGUCUGAGGCUGUAUAUGAGACAGGACGUUACCCAAAACUAGUGUUUCACUUUGAACUCAAGAGAAACAUCUUGUAUUUCAUAUUAGAGACAUAUGUACCAUCAAUCCUACUGGUUGUGCUCUCCUGGGUAUCAUUUUGGAUAAGCCAGUCAUCAGUUCCAGCUAGAAUCUGCAUAGGUGUUACCACAGUCCUUACAAUGACAACACUGAUGAUGGGAGCCAGGACUUCACUCCCAAAUGCUAAUUGCUUUAUUAAGGCAAUUGAUGUGUACCUCGGUAUCUGCUUCAGCUUCAUCUUUGGAGCACUGUUAGAGUAUGCUGUGACUCAUUUCUGCACUCUGCAUCAACUCAGUUCAAAGGAACUUCCAAUGGAUGAUGAUGAAGAUGAUGAAGAAGGCAAGAACAGAGCCCUGGCAGCAAUCUCUAACAAUUGCAGUGCCCCUGACAAUACGAAUAAGAUCAAUGCAAACAAGAGCAACCAAACCAGCAUCGAUAGAAAAAGUGAGAGAAGUAAACACAGUGUGUGUAGUUCACCAAUGUCAGUAAUGAAAAGACUUUUCUGUAUCUUUGAUUGCUUCCAUGUUAAAAAUCCUUACCACAUAGACAACUAUGCCCGAUUUUCUUUCCCAUUAUCAUUCAUCAUAAUUAAUGUACUUUACUGGGUAUACUAUUUGUAUUUCUAA